AUGGAAAUGGUGAUAGUACCAGUCAGUGGUUAUAGUUAUCUGGGUGUGCGCUUCGUCCCAAGAAGGGUUUUCUUGAACCUGAGCUGUGACUGUAAGUGCGAGCUCAGAAAGGAGGGCGGAGAGUACGGCGUCGUUUUGGCCGCUCCUUCUUCAAAAAUGGGUUCUCCGCGGCGCCCGUUUCUGAUCGCCGCCGUAGCUUGUGCGUUCUUGCUGGGAAAUGCUCCGGAGAAAGCCCUAGCGGCAAAUUCCCCGUCGGCCUUCGUGGAAAGUGUUAUUUACUCCAACAAAAUCGCCAUCUUCUCCAAAUCGUACUGCCCAUACUCAUUGCGCGCCAAGCGUAUAUUCAGUGAACUUGAGGAGCAGCCUUAUGUUGUGGAGCUUGACCUUCGAGAUGAUGGGUACAAAAUCCAGGAAGUUCUUCUGGACAUGGUGGGUCGGCGUACGGUCCCACAAGUAUUCGUGAAUGGCAAGCAUAUUGGUGGUUCUGAUGAUCUGCAAGCCUCGGUCCAAAAUGGUCAACUGAAAAGCCUACUCAGUAAACCUUGA
This is a messenger RNA of Striga hermonthica, 546 nucleotides long. Lineage: Eukaryota; Viridiplantae; Streptophyta; Magnoliopsida; Lamiales; Orobanchaceae. The record is from the annotation of a GenBank genome assembly.